This is a messenger RNA of Halichondria panicea, 2478 nucleotides long. RefSeq lists its product as uncharacterized. The coding region runs from base 83 to 2395 and encodes 770 amino acids. The record is from RefSeq and is a predicted model, not a curated record. The transcript has 7 exons. Lineage: Eukaryota; Metazoa; Porifera; Demospongiae; Suberitida; Halichondriidae.
UUUUGAAAGCAAGGUCAGCUCUUUUUUUUUUUGCAAGCUUGGCAGAGUUAUUGAAGUGAAGCCUAGUAAAGCAACAGUUUCUAUGUACGUGCGUGUAGCUAAGGCAAAGACCUCUCUCUACUUAAAGUUAUACCGCCCAAGGGACAAAAUGAAACCAAAGGUCGGGAAGUCUUCCUCAACCAGUGAAAUUGUGAAACAGAAGAAACCAAAGAAAUUGAAAAAAAUUGCUGGUCUCUGUGUCACUCCUAUCUCCAGUUUCUUUAAGCCGUUGAAUGUCACGAAACGUGUCAGUUCUCCAGUAAAGUCCCCCCCUAAAACACCCACCUCAUCGAACACACGACGGUCCCCUGCAUCAAGACCGUCUCCAGUCAAGCGGCGUGGCAAACUCACUCCAGUUAAACUUGGCUUUCAGUUCGACUUCACUACUAAAAUUCCACCCGUAACGCCUAAAAAAUCUCCCGCUAACCCCCCCUCUGUGUGUCUGCCCACUCCACCCCUCUCACGCAGUCCCAGUCCCUCCACACCAAAGUCACAAGCCUCACAUCAAUCAUCUCCACCCUCGUCGACACAGGCGCCACCAUUCUCUCCAAUCGAACCACUCUCACCAGAAACACUAGAGGCUCUAAAGUAUUCGGUUGAGACACCAUUACCACCUCCAAAGACACCGUCAAGAUGUAAUACUCCUGAGAAAAAGGAAAGGCCGCCGGAAAACAUUAGACAUAAAGUGAUUGUUAUCUCAUCUGAUUCGGAAAUGGAAGUUGUUUGUUGUCAGAGACCAAGAAAGAUGUCUGCUAAUAGAGAUAUCGCGAUUGUGAUCAAUUCCAGCGAAUCUGAAGAUCUGGAAAUUCCAAUUUCAAAGAGAAGGAAAAAAGUAUCUAUUGAGAGUGUAUCACAAAAUACAUCCAGCACACGUCCUCUUCAGAUCAAAACUUGUACUAGUGUAUCAAACGCUCCAAAAAUCAUUUCAGUUGCCAGUAAACCCUCAACCCAUCACUCCUCUCCAACACAACAGCUGGAGAAAAAUGCUGGAAAUUCAAAACUAAUUACAUUGAAGCCACCAAAAAGUCAACAUUCAAAGCCUGCCUCUAAAAGCCUCGAACCUACACUUAAGAAACAAAAGCUGCUCAAACUUCCUCGUUGUCUCCUAGAGAAACAGGACACUGCUCCUGUUGAUAGGCUCUCUGAGGUGGCUGCUUUGCUGUGGAAAAGAGGCACUCCUCAUAUGACCAAGUGUGUUUCCAGCACUGCUAAAGUGUUCUUGUUCAAUAGAGCACAGCGCACUCGUGUGGAGACCUACCUUGACUGUGACUGUAGGUUUCUCUCCGACAAGCUGGCCACUCUGUCUGGCUAUCUGGCCACUGUUACAUCCUGUACUAGCAUACCUCGUGGAGAGAAUCUGGCAGCCCUCUUUCUACUCAUCUGUGAUCCUCACGUAUCUGCCAGUCGCAUUCAUCCUACCGUGCGGACUGCUCUUGUGCGGUACUUCCCCCGGCUACUUCUAGUCCACCCCCCUGGUUCACACAAGGCCGUGGACGCACAGUACAGGGUCUUCCUGACUGCACUGGUGGAGAAGGGGAAGGUGUUCUCACUCUGGGAGCUACUGCUAUUGCUAGUAAGGUUUACUGGCCAUGGCUCCCAGCUGCUCUCCUUUCUAGUAGACCUCCUUCUCUCAGACUACUGGGCUACUCUGCACACUGACAGUGGUGAGACCCCGUUAUUCUUGAGAGUGUUCUGGGCGUGUAAAGAGAGCCCUCGCAUCAACCCCUCCGUCAGGGAGCUACUCAAAGAGCUGGCCAACCUCCUCCAGACCUUUACUACCUCCAGAGAAAACCUGCUCAGACUGGACUCAGUGUGUGCUCUGCUCUACCUGUGUGGUGCAGUGUGUGUUGACCUCCCCGAUGAACUCUUAGCACUGUGUAACUCCCUCCCUCCCUCGUGUGUCCAUCUUCUACUGGGAAGAGUUCACUCUCUACCGCUCUACUCACGUCUUGUACUGGCUCUACCCAAAGAGAAGAUGCUUAUAAUUCCCACCUCACAGCAAAGUAUUGAGCAGGAGAUCAAGGAAUUGAAACCUUCAGAAGUGAUUGCUUGUGAAAAAAAUAUAAAGAAAGGCGAUUAUGUAAAGGCAAAGCAAUUUGAAUGUAAGAAAUUGAUGUCACAUCUUUCAAGGCCUUCCUCUGUACAGAACACUCUGGCUACGAACACUCUGGCUACGAACAAAACUAAACCCAGUGCAGAGCUCUCUGCUGCCUGUGUGGAGGUCUCCCAUGGUCAUAGUGAGUUUCCUCACACUAACCCGAGGCCUGCUAUCCUCAAGUUCAGCAAACAGAAAAGCUUGAAGAGAUGUGAAAAUUGCAAGAAAGGAACUUGUACUAGAUGUUUAAAAACAUUUUAAUCACUUUUCUUAUUUUUUUGUAUUAUUCCUCCCUAAUAAUUAUAUACUCCACUGUGCAUUCAACAUAAUUAUUCUAAUUCUAA